UAAACACGUAGAUUUUUCCGUUCUUCUUCGCGAGUUUUUCCCCAAAAAAAGGCGUACUUUUUUUUCCUCGCUUCGUGAUCAGAGAACGCAGUGAUCAGAUUCGGACGAGAUCUUUUCCCCUGGUUUUGAAAUUUAGAUUUCAGCUACGUGGGGUUUAGUUGGAAUCUGCUGAAGGAGCAUUCACGUUGAGCUCGAACAAGCUAUUUGGAGUGAGGUUGCUCUGAUGGGUUUUUUCGACGGUUUGCCUGUUCCCCCAGAUAAAGCAUACCUGAGGGAAGAGCUGGCAAGAAUAGAUGAGAGUUGGGCCGCUGCACGGUUUGACUCGUUGCCUCACGUGGUUCAUAUCCUAACAUCAAAAGAUCGUGAAGGUGAAGUUCAAGUUUUAAAGGAGCAAAGUGAUGUUGUCGAGGAGGUUGUGGAUGAAGUUGUGCAUUCUUAUCACGGUGGCUUCAACAAGGCCAUCCAAAACUAUUCCCAGAUAUUACGGUUAUUCAGCGAAUCUGCUGAGAAGAUAACAGAGUUGAAGCGCGACUUGACAGAUGCAAAGAUGAGCGUAGGUGCCCGCAAUAAACAAUUACAUCAGUUGUGGUACCGGUCUGUUACACUGCGACAUAUCAUCUCACUUUUAGAUCAAAUUGAGGGCAUUGCUAAGGUUCCAUCUCGUAUUGAGAAGCUCAUUGCUGAAAAACAGUUCUAUGCUGCUGUUCAAGUGUAUGUUCAGUCGUCGCUGAUGCUUGAGCGCGAGGGCCUUCAAACGGUUGGUGCUCUUCAAGAUGUCAGAUCUGAGCUUACUAAGCUGCGGGGAGUCCUUUUCUUCAAAAUUUUAGAUGAUUUACAUGCACAUCUAUAUAAUAAAGGUGAAUACAGUUUAGUUGCAUCGAGCAUAUAUGAAAGAGAUGAUGAGGUACCAACAACAACAGCUGUUGCAGCUACACGAAUUAGUUCGCAGCCAUUGUCACGUAGAACACGGACACUGAAGGGUGAUAGCCAGUUUGGUGUUAACGGGCUCAUGAAUGGAUCAUAUAAAACAACUUCUGUUGAUGAAGGUUCAUCACUUGAUGGGCAUGAUGAAGAGGGCUCUGUAGAGCAUGAUGAGGCUAUCCCAGAUGGACACAUUGUCAGGAAUGGCGCCGAUAAUAAAUUCCCAACUCAUCAACUUCCACCUUGGCUUUCUGAUUCCACCCCCGACGAAUUUAUUGAGGCAAUAGGAAAGAGUGAUGCUCCAGUUCAUGUGAAGUAUCUGCAGACCCUUGUUCAGUGCCUCUGCAUGCUUGGAAAGGUUGCAGCUGCAGGUGCUAUAAUAUGUCAAAGACUUCGGCCCACAAUUCAUGAGAUCAUAAUAUCAAAGAUUAAAGCUCAUGCAGAGCUUGCAAGUUCUUCAAAGUGCGUCGCUAGUCAGGGUGAUCGAACUUCAGUAGCAGGGCUGCAUCUUAUCAAAGGACAGUUAGAGGGCUACAGAGCAUUAAAAGAGAAACAUCAAAACGGGAAGUCAAAUUCAGGAACUCUCCUGGCUGUGAGCCCCGUUUCACCUCUGAUGGCUCCUGCAGGCAAAGCGCAGGCUACAGCAAGAGAACUUCUUGACUCAAUUUUGGAUACUGUUGUUAAGAUAUUUGAAAAUCAUGUUGUCAUUGGAGAGCUUUUAGAAUUGAAGUCGGCCCAACAUGACAUUAACACACCAAAGUCAUUGCCCACGGAUGUAAAUUGGAACCCUGAUUCUGAAGCAUCACAAGUUACUGGAGGCUACACUAUCAGCCUUCCUUUGACAGUCUUUCAGAGUGAAUGUCAACAACUGAUAUGUGAGAUUCUACGAGCAACUCCUGAAGCUGCAUCUGUAGAUGCUGCUGCACAAACAGCUAAACUUGCAAGCAAGAAUCCUGGUAAAGAGAAAAGAGACGCAUCUGAAGAUGGUCUGACAUUCACUUUUCGCUUUACUGAUGCAACUGUAUCAAUUUCUAACCAGGGAGUCGAUCUCAUCCGUCAAGGCUGGGGUAAGAGAGGUUCAAAUGCAUCACAAGAAGGUUAUGGAUCUGCUGCAGUUUUACCUGAACAAGGCAUAUACCUAGCUGCCUCUGUUUACAGGCCUGUCCUUCAGUUCACAGAUAAAAUCACUUCAAUGUUGCCCAGAAAGCAUUCCCAGCUUGGGAAUGAUGGACUGCUCACAUUUGUGGAGAACUUCGUGAAGGAUCAUCUGUUGCCAACGAUGUUCGUGGACUACAGGAAAGGUGUCCAGCAAGCUAUAUCAAGUCCAGCUGCAUUUCGGCCCCGUGCGCAUACAACCACCACUUACACCCCAAUUGUAGAAAAAGGUCGACCUAUCUUACAAGGUCUUUUGGCGAUUGAUCUCCUUGCAAAAGAGGUUCUCGGCUGGGCUCAAGCCAUGCCCAAGUUUUCUGCUGACCUUGUGAAGUAUGUUCAGACUUUCCUUGAGAGAACAUAUGAGAGAUGCCGGACUUCAUACAUGGAGGCGGUUCUUGAGAAGCUUAGUUAUAUGCUCAUUGGGAGGCAUGAUAUUGAAAGGUUGAUGCGACUUGAUCCAGCUAGUGCAUGUUUGCCAUCUCUCCGUGGCCAAUCUAUUUCUCACUCUGAAGGUGCUGACACCGAACUGGAGCUCAGUGAACUAUUCUUGGGUUUGCGGCCUAUUAAGCAGGAUAAUCUAAUCCGUGAUGACAACAAACUGAUUUUGUUAGCCUCCCUUAGUGAUUCACUAGAAUAUGUUGCAGACUCAAUUGAGAAGCUUGGACAAGCAGUUCCUCUUUCAGCUAGUCAAGCAGAGGGUAAUAGCAAAACAGCUCCCACUAGGAAUCUAGCGUCAUUUGCUGAUGAGUACAGAAAACUUUCCACUGAUUGUCUCAAGGUUUUACGUGUUGAGAUGCAAUUGGAAACAAUCUUUCAUCUGCAGGAAAUGACAAAUAGAGAAUACUUAGAGGAUCAAGAUGCUGAAGAACCGGAUAACUUCAUAAUUUCUCUCACUGCACAGAUAACACGUAGGGAUGAGGAAAUGGCACCUUUCAUUUCUGGAGAGAAGCGGAAUUACGUUUUCGGUGGCAUUUGCGGAAUUGCAGCAAAUGCUUCAAUUAAGGCUUUGGCUGACAUGAGAUCGAUAAACCUUUUCGGGGUUCAACAGAUAUGCCGGAAUUCUAUUGCACUCGAACAGGCUCUGGCUGCCAUUCCAUUUAUUGAUGGUGAAGCUGUACAACAGAGAUUAGAUCUCGUCCGCACUUACUUUGAACUGCUAAAUAUGCCAUUCGAGGCACUGAUCGCCUUUGUAGUGGAGCACGACCAAAUGUUUACAGCCACAGAGUACUCCAACCUUUUGAAGGUGAAUGUACCCGGAAGAGAGACUCCUCCCGAUGCUCAAGCUCGCCUCUCGGAAAUUCUUUCUCACUAACAUUCUCCCGAGCAUAUCGAAUGAAUACAAUCUAAGAGGAGGUGGUAGCUUUCGCAAACAACGGAAACACCAACAAGCUUAUGCAUCUCAAUCUCAGGAUACAAUAUAAGGUGCAUAAGUAUAAUGGUGAGAACCAAGACAAGAGGGCAAAGUCAUGAAGCCUAUAAUCCUUGAAAGCUUAUUAUAUAAUUUCAUGUGUAUGAUGAUUGUGAUCGAAGUCUGGGUUUUGUGGGUAUUUCCAGUUUUCAGUAUUAUAUUUCAUUUGUCUGUCUGUGUAGCGUUUGCUUUGCCUUUUGUUUCCUCUUUUCUUUUUUCUUUUUUAAAUGUUUCUAUAUUUGCGUGUAUUUCUCGAGAGCUCGUCUUUGUUCAAAUUCUUUGGUAAAGAGAUUUCUUGUAAAUUUUCCUAA
This is a messenger RNA of Tarenaya hassleriana, 3795 nucleotides long. RefSeq names its product exocyst complex component SEC8. Gene Ontology annotation, cellular component: exocyst. Gene Ontology annotation, biological process: exocytosis; Golgi to plasma membrane transport. The record is from RefSeq and is a predicted model, not a curated record. The transcript has 28 exons. NCBI's taxonomy places the organism in Eukaryota, Viridiplantae, Streptophyta, Magnoliopsida, Brassicales, Cleomaceae. The coding region runs from base 224 to 3388 and encodes 1054 amino acids.